GGUGAGGAUUGGAGACCUCUUGGAAACAAGCUUCAAUCUGAAAAUAUCUUUGGAGGGAAGCCUGAGAAACAUCAUUGAGAGAUGAAUGAUGCCAAAUGCACUCUUUUGAGUCUUUAUUUUUUAUAGAUGCAGCUUCAUGCACCAAAUGCUCACCAGAUCGGCAUCCAAACAAGGACCAAAAUCGAUGCGUUCCCAAGCACAUCACCUUCCUGUCCUACGACGAAUCUCUGGGGAACAUCCUGGUGUCCAUUGCCCUCCUCUUGUCCGUAAUAACAUGCAUUGUUUUUGGGGUCUUCAUUAAAAACCAAGAAACUCCCAUCGUCAAAGCCAACAACCGGGACCUCUCCUACGUUCUCCUGGUCUCUCUCCUGCUUUCCUUCUUGUCCUCUUUUCUCUUCAUUGGCCGGCCAAGUGAAGCAACCUGCCUUCUUCAACAAAUAGCCUUCAAUGUCAUCUUCUCAGUAGCUGUCUCUUCCCUUUUGGCCAAAACCAUCACUGUGGUGCUGGCCUUCCUGGCCACAAGGCCUGGGAACAGGGCGAGGAGGUGGCUGGGGAAAACCUUGGUCAAUGCCAUUGUCCUGUCUUGUUCUGGUGUCCAGGUUCUCAUCUGCGCCCUUUGGUUGGGCCUUUAUCCUCCAUUCCCAGACUCCGACAUGCGCUCCCAGCCUGAGGAGAUCCUCUUGAAGUGUAACCAAGGGUCGAUGGCCAUGUUCUAUGCUGCUCUGGGCUACCUGGGCUUCCUGGCUGGGGUCUGCUUCACGGUGGCCUUCCUGGCCCGGGAGCUGCCAGGGUCCUUCAACAAGGCCCAGCUGAUCACCUUCAGCAUGCUGGUCUUCUGCAGUGUCUGGGUCUCCUUUGUGCCCACCUACCUGAGCACCAAGGGGAAGUACAUGGUGGCCGUGCAGGUCUUCUCCAUCCUGGCCUCAGGUGCUGGGCUCCUGGUAGGUAUCUUCCUCCCCAAGAGCUACAUCAUUCUCCUCAGACCAGACCUGAACACAAAAGAGCAUCUAGCAAUAAAAACUAAAGGUAGCACCUAAUUCUUAAAGCAGUGGUUCUCAACCUUCCUAAUGCCGAAGCCCCUUAAUUCAGUUCCUCAUGUUGUGGUGACCCUCAACCAUAAAAUUAUUUUUGUUGCUACUUCAUAACAUUACUUUUGCUACUGUUAUGAAUAGUAAUAUAAAUAUCUAAUAUACAG
Anolis sagrei ordinatus is the source of this 1195-nucleotide messenger RNA. The record is from RefSeq and is a predicted model, not a curated record. Lineage: Eukaryota; Metazoa; Chordata; Lepidosauria; Squamata; Anolidae.